AUGAACGUAGCACAUAUAAGUAGCACCGUAAUAUUUAUCAUAGCAAUAAUUAUUCUCAAUAGUAAAGAAGUAAACAAUUUUAGCGUUCCAAAGGAAGCACGUUCACCUUAUAACGUGACACCCGUGCACUAUCAUAUAGAGAUACUUGACUACACAGUUUCAAAAGAUCAAUAUGCCGAUAGGAAUGCUUUCAUUUUGGACACGACGGUCAAUUUAGAUCGUAGUUAUGGAUCAUUUGUUUUUCAUGGAAAAACCAGUACAACUAUUAAUAUCCUUGAAUCGACUCAACUGUUGCUCGAUCCACACAUCCAAGAGAAUGGAAUGAGACAAUUGUUCCCUUGUUGGGAUGAACCGCACUUCAAGGCCACAUUUAAUAUUUCAAUAUCACAUCCUCGCUUUUAUUCAGCUUUAUCAAAUAUGCCAACAAAGUCACUGACCUAUGAUCGUUAUAGUGAUUUAUUACGCACAAAUUUCCAUAUUACUCCUCCAAUGUCCACUUUACAAGUUGCGAUAGUUGUGACUGAUUAUUAUGGCUUUAAAAUUAACGAAAACAUUACUUUGUGGUCAUGCAUCUGUUAUUCAGUACAGUAUUCUGUCCAAUUGGAGUGUGCACAAAGAAUUAUAACCGAUAUUACGUCGCACUUAAAAUCUGAAUUCAGUGGGAUAAAUAUUCCAAAAAUGGAUCAUGUUGCAAUUCCAAAUUUUCCACAAGACGGCACAUCGAAAUGGGGGCUCAUCUUUCAUACAGAAGCCAAUCUUAUAUGUGAUAAACAAUCAGAUUCAAUUAUGCACCAAAUAGAAGUCGCACGUUUAAUAGCAUCCAAAAUAGCAUAUCAAUGGUUUAGUAACGUAUUCAGUUAUAAUUGGUGGACUCAAUUCUGGUUACACGACGGUCUUGCUACUUUGUUUGGAGAAGAAACCAUCGUUAAGAUCUUCAAUGAUUCUAAAAUUAUGGAUUUCCUCAUAGUGCAGAAUCAAUACGAAUCUCUACAUUUGGGUUCUUACUUUGACAUGAAUCCUCAAAUCAUGAAUCUGCUGGAAAUUGAUUCACUUUUCAGCUUUCCUCGUCAUUUAAAAUCACUAAUUGUUUUACGCAUGCUCCAAAGUGCAAUUACCGAUAAAGUCUUUCGAAAGAAUGUUCAUACAUAUGUAAACAGAUACUCAAUGGUUUCUUUUGAUUUCUGGUCCAUGCAAGAACCUAUAGAAGCAUUUAAAUGUUAUAUACCAUCAGAUAAGUUCUUAACUUGGAUAACGUACAGGCAUUAUCAAAUUGUAACCAUGGAGCAAGCAGAAGCUGAUUCUUACACGGGAAGAUUGUCGCAGAAAAACAUUAUGUCGCAGAAGUAUAAUCCAAUCGGUCAGGGAAGAUGGUGGAUACUUAUAAAUUUAAAAAAUUAUAAAUUACGGAUCACAGAAACAUUGCUCACGAAAAAUUUCACAACAUGUUUAACACCAGAUUCACCAUCUGUUACUUUAUAUGUGCAACAAAUUGAUUGGGCAUAUGAUUGGAUAGUCAAUAUACAGCGAGCAGGAUAUUAUCGUGUCAAAUAUAAUUUAAAAGGCUGGAACGCAAUUGCAAAUUAUUUAAAUUCAACAGCUGGAGAAUAUGAAGGAAUUAGUGUCAUCAAUCGUGCUAAAAUUAUUGAUGACGCAUUUCAUUUGAUGAUGGAAAAUCAGCUCGAUGUAUCUAUAUUUUGGAACCUCACGCAAUUCUUAUCACAAGAGACAAAUUAUGUAGUAUGGUAUCCAAUGAUUAAAGUGUUCGAAUAUAUGUCCACUAUAUUUCCAUUUUCAAAAGACGAAAUUAAGUUCAUCGACGAUAUUAAGGCAAAAUUAAGAGAAUUACUGAAUAAGCCACUAAUGGCAAUACUAUUUGAUAAACACAUAAAGGAAAAUGGCUUUACUGAAUCUUUCAAACAAGAAAUAUUAAAAUGGUCUUGUGCGCUCAAACAUAUUCAGUGCGCAAAAAGGGCCAAAGAUACGUUAGAAGACCAUCUUCAGAAUCCUGAAAUAGAACCAGAAGCCAAUCUUAUAUGUGAUAAACAAUCAGAUUCAAUUAUGCACCAAAUAGAAGUCGCACGUUUAAUAGCAUCCAAAAUAGCAUAUCAAUGGUUUAGUAACGUAUUCAGUUAUAAUUGGUGGACUCAAUUCUGGUUACACGACGGUCUUGCUACUUUGUUUGGAGAAGAAACCAUCGUUAAGAUCUUUAAUGAUUCUACAAUCAUGGAUUUCCUCAUAGUGCAGAAUCAAUACGAAUCUCUUCAUUUGGGUUCUUACUUUGACAUGAAUCCUCAAAUCACCAACCUGUUGGAAAUUGAUUCACUUUUCAGUUUUCCUCGUUAUUUAAAAGCACUAAUUGCUUUACGCAUGCUCCAAAGUGCAAUUACCGAUAAAGUGUUUCGAAAGAAUGUUCGUACAUAUGUAAACAGAUACUCAACGGUUUCUUUUGAUUUCUGGUCCAUGCAAGAACCUAUAGAAGCAUUUAAAUGUUAUAUACCAUCAGAUAAGUUCUUAACUUGGGUAACGUAUAGGCAUUAUCAAACUGUAAAGUUCGAGCAAGAAGAAACUGAUUCUUACACUGGAAGAUUGUUGCAGAUGUAUAAUCCAAUCGGUCAGGAAAGAUGGUGGAUACCUAUAAAUUUAAAAAAUUAUAAAUUACGGAUCGCAGAAACAUUCAUGGAAAAUUUGACAACAUGUUUAACACCAGAUUCACCGUCUGUUACUUUAUAUGUACAACAAAUUGAUUGGGCAUAUGAUUGUAUAGUCAACAUACAGCGAGCAG
Messenger RNA from Trachymyrmex cornetzi, 2782 nucleotides. RefSeq names its product aminopeptidase N. Gene Ontology annotation, cellular component: membrane; cytoplasm. Gene Ontology annotation, biological process: proteolysis; peptide catabolic process. The record is from RefSeq and is a predicted model, not a curated record. The annotation marks the transcript as partial. Gene Ontology annotation, molecular function: metalloaminopeptidase activity; peptide binding; zinc ion binding. The transcript is spliced from 13 exons. NCBI's taxonomy places the organism in Eukaryota, Metazoa, Arthropoda, Insecta, Hymenoptera, Formicidae.